AUGAAGCGCAACACAGUUUUUCUGGUUUCGGCAGUGGUGAUGAUGAUAAUGGCCACUUUGCCUUACGCCUCCGCGCAAUCAUCGUCAUCGAAGCAUAUUGUCACGAUCAGCGGCACCGCGUGGAGCACGGUGGUCCAGGGCAGCCCCACUGUUCUACAAAACGCGCUUCUCCGGGAUAUUGAACCUAAGCUGAACCGCCCAUACUCCUUUAAUACCACCAUCACUGUCCCUUCGCUGGCCGCUGGUGGUGCUUUGGAGGCUCUCAUAUCUGUGGAACAGACUCUGCGGACGGAUAUCGCCUCUACAAAUCUGCAGCACAUAUGGUCCGCCGAAGAGGUCACCUCCUUGAUGACUCAGAGCGCCUACAAUGCCACACGGGCGCUUUACCCUGGCUCUGAUACAGCCGUCCUCGUCAGUAUCAGGAUUCCCGACGCCGGCAAACAGCUCAGCGAGUGCACCAACGUUUGCAAAGGCAUGAUUGCCAUGGGGGCUGUGGUUGGUUUCCUUAUGAUUGUUACCUUCGUAACUGUGGUAACGUGUGUAUGCUGUUUCCGUCGCUCGCCGAAACUGGAAGUGGGGUCGAAUGAACCCUUAGAACAGAGCAUAUAG
Trypanosoma grayi is the source of this 609-nucleotide messenger RNA. RefSeq lists its product as hypothetical. The transcript has a single exon. NCBI's taxonomy places the organism in Eukaryota, Euglenozoa, Kinetoplastea, Trypanosomatida, Trypanosomatidae. Bases 1 to 609 code for a protein of 202 amino acids. The record is from RefSeq and is a predicted model, not a curated record.